This is a messenger RNA of Cydia fagiglandana, 951 nucleotides long. RefSeq names its product pupal cuticle protein C1B-like. NCBI's taxonomy places the organism in Eukaryota, Metazoa, Arthropoda, Insecta, Lepidoptera, Tortricidae. The coding region runs from base 110 to 886 and encodes 258 amino acids. The record is from RefSeq and is a predicted model, not a curated record. The transcript has 3 exons.
UACAGCUUCCUACAUUUCUCCCGCCGCUUUUUAUCACGCCCGCUAUAAAUAGUGUGGUCGCCGCCGAAACGACAUUCAGUAGCCUUCGCGCAGUCUACAGAAGUGCACGAUGAGAGUACUGAUUGUUGCCGCCGUCCUCGCCUGCGCCGCCGCAGCGCCCUCGGGCCUGCUGGCUGGUCCCUACGGUCAUGGUCUCAUCGGCCAUGCCGCUCCCCUGGCUUAUAGCCAUGGCGCCCCUCUGGCUUACGGCCACGCCGCCCCCUUGGCUGUAGCGCACGCCGCCGUCCCCACCAUCUCGCCUGGUGACAUCCAGGGUGCCGCCAUCGAUGCCCAUGUUGAGGCUGCUGACCACGUCCGCGCCGCCGUCGACCAGGCUGCUGAGCUCCAAGGUCAGGCCAUCAACGCCGCCGAGGACCACUCGUGGCAGGCUGUUGAUGCCGCGAAGACCCACGAGGCUCAGUUGGACGGUGCCGCCGCCGGCGCCGCGCCCAUCCUCGCUAAGCAGCUGGCCGGUCACGCCGGAGUGUACGCCGCCGCUGCCCCUAUCGCGCACGCCGCCUACGCCGCUCCCAUCGCGCACGCCGCCUACGCCGCUCCCCUCGCGCACGCCGCGCCCGUGCUCUCGCACGCCGCCUACGCCGCCCCCAUCGCGCACGCCGGCAUCGCGCACGGCGGCAGUCACUCCGUGUCCUCCCAGUCCCUGCACCAGACCCACCCCGCCCCCCUCGUGCACGCCCCCGUGCUCGCGCACGCCGCUCCCGUCGCCUACGCCGCGCACGCCGGCUACGCUCACGCCGGCCUAGCUCAUGCCGGCUACGCUCACGCCGGACUCGCUCACGCUGGCUACGGUCACGCCGGUCUUGCCCACGGUCUAUCCCACUGGUAGACUGUUAGAUUUACAAAAAGUGCCAAAUAUUUUCUAAUACUCAAACGUUUCGAAUUUAAAUUAAA